Phytophthora sojae is the source of this 375-nucleotide messenger RNA. RefSeq lists its product as hypothetical. The record is from RefSeq and is a predicted model, not a curated record. Lineage: Eukaryota; Oomycota; Peronosporomycetes; Peronosporales; Peronosporaceae. The transcript has a single exon. The coding region runs from base 1 to 375 and encodes 124 amino acids.
AUGCCGGCCGUGACGGGCGAGACUGACUGGGGCAUGGAGGCGCUCGUCGGGGUCUUCGGGGGCUCCACCGACCUCGUCGAGGACAUUCUCCAGGUGACGGACGCCAACCACAUGGGCAAGUACGGGGACGUCGGCUUCCGCUGGUACCUGCCGGUGCCCCCGGGGCUGAUGCCGGAGGUCGAGGCCUGGAUCCGCUCCGAGAUGCAGCGUGUGGCGCUGUACUUCCCCUUCAUCGACGAGGACGGGCGGGAGGUCCACAACCUGCUGAGCCUCGCCCCCGUGCACGAGGGGCUCGUCAAGAACGUCUUCGAGAUGGCGGCCGAGGCCUUCGCACUCGACCCCUCGAGUCUGCAGCGCGGAUUGAGCGGUAGCUGA